Cryptomeria japonica (Japanese cedar) is the source of this 2093-nucleotide messenger RNA. Its product is annotated as protein PTST homolog 2, chloroplastic. The transcript is spliced from 8 exons. NCBI's taxonomy places the organism in Eukaryota, Viridiplantae, Streptophyta, Pinopsida, Cupressales, Cupressaceae. The record is from RefSeq and is a predicted model, not a curated record. The coding region runs from base 239 to 1855 and encodes 538 amino acids.
AAAAUGGAUAAGACGGACGGCCGUGAUGCUCUGCCAUGCUCAGCUUCCCCGUUUAGACAUGUUGGUGUGAAUAAUCCGUUUUAUCUUUCCUUUUUGAAACUGUGAUUUAUUUAUACUUUGCUUUGCCGCGGGGAAGCCCUCUUUGUUUUGAGCAGAUGGAAUAUUGCUAAUUGUUGAUUUGGAACAAAGGAGGAGCAGUCCUUGCGCUUUGUGUUGCGUGGAUGGAGCAUGCGAGUGAAUGGCAUUGCCUUUUCCAACUGCGGGAAUUGCAACGGUUCGAGUCCCACGAAGAGCCACACCCGCAAUCCAUACCCUUCUGAAGAAGAAAUCUAGUUAUAACAGGAAUAUUAGCAUCAGGAAGUGUUCCACGAGGCGUGGCGGAUGGAGAGGCGUGGGCAGAUGCGGGACUAGUGAGUGGAGCGAGGGAAAUGCCAUGCUGGAGGAGGAGGUGUUUCAGUUUAUGGAGGUGUCGGAGAAGCCAAAUCAUUUUCCCACGAAGCAGGAGCUUCUCGACGCCGGCCGUUCCGAUUUGGUUUCCAAGAUUUUGACGCAAGGCGGCUGGCUGGCCGCUGGCUGGGACCAUCAUGAUGCCGAAACCCUCCAUGCCAGCAGCGAUUACGGCGCUGCCGAUGAACAGGACGACUAUAAUGGAGAUGCCCUUCCGGCGCUAGAUAGCGCUUCUAUCAUAGAUGUGAGUGCAGAGGAUGUGUCUAAUAAGCCUGAGAAAAAUACAAGUGAGGGAAGUGGCAUUGCUGCGAUCCUCAAUGGGCUGGAGAGGGAAAGAACACUUUUUUACAGCGAAGCAUCAGAAGCAAAAAAGGGGAACAGACACCAGCAAUUCAGUGAGGACAAAGAAUAUGGGAAUGCUCUCCAGUCGAGGCAGCCUUUGUCAGUAAAUGGCAAAAGGAGAGCUGAUGAUAGAAAUCUUAAUAUAAAAGAAGGUCAAGACAUUUUCCACGAUCAUGGUAGAGAAACUGCUGAGGCAGGCUACAAGAAUAAAGAAAUUGACUCAGGAAAAAAAAUUGUUGAGCCGGAAAGAUGGGAUAUUCCAAGUAUGCGACAGAUGGAAGAAUUAGAAAGUGAAACUAAAGGUAUGCCAGGUGUCUCAGGGACAUUCUGGCAAAGGCAAAGAAGAGUGGGCAAACAUAUCUCAUCUCAGACAAUGCAUGUAGAUGAGAGUAGGAGGGUGGUUGUAGAUAAAAUUGAUGAAAUCAUUGAAAAGGGACAGGAAUGGAUGUGGAAUGUUAAAAGAAGUUCUAGUGGCCAGUCUCAGCGAAUAUAUCCUAGUGGUGUUCCAAACACUAUAAUGUCACGUAUUCAGAAGCUUGAAUCUCAGCUUGUUUCUACACUUGGAUCUCUGAAAUCCGGAAAAGAUGUUAUGGAGUUAAAGAAGAAUGAUGAUAAGAGUGCUUUAGAAGAGCUUGAGAAAGCUUCAGAUGCUUUAGAAUUCCGGGAAACAGAAAUCAUGAAGAUGAGAGCUAAGCUUCGUACCACCCGUGCCAAGUUAACUGCCUUGGAAGGAACAAUGGCCAUGGAAAUUAUGGAGGUUCGCAAGUUGAUUGAAGAAAAACAAAAAAAAGUGGAUGCAGCCCAGAAGGUGCUAAGCCUUCUGCGAACUGCUUAUAUCGUCUGGCCGAAUUCGGCUUCUGAGGUGUUCUUGGCAGGUUCAUUUGAUGGGUGGACAAGUCAGAGAAGAAUGGGGAAGUCAAAUGCAGGUGUUUUUGUCCUAUCCAUGCACCUAUACCCUGGUCGAUAUGAGAUUAAGUUCAUUGUAGAUGGUAUCUGGAGGGUGGAUCCACAGCGACCUGUUGUUUAUAACAAUGGGUUUGAAAACAAUUUACUAGUUAUCUAUUGAGCUUAUUGAUGUACAGUAGAAUAUUUUUAUAAAUGCAGUUCUGAAAUAACUUGUCAUUUUUUCAGCAAGCUUGGAAGUUGGCAGUGGCACCAUUGUAGAGUAUAUGGUGACAUUAUACCUGCAAAUUCCUUGUAUUGUGAAUGUCGGCUAUUGUUGUUUUGCAUAUCAGCAAAAUGUUCCAAUAUCAAUUAAGGAAUUCUUUAUGAUUUUUGACAAGAAGGCAUGGGCAUUUAACUUA